This is a messenger RNA of Plasmodium inui San Antonio 1, 7722 nucleotides long. RefSeq lists its product as hypothetical. The transcript has a single exon. The record is from RefSeq and is a predicted model, not a curated record. NCBI's taxonomy places the organism in Eukaryota, Apicomplexa, Aconoidasida, Haemosporida, Plasmodiidae. The coding region runs from base 1 to 7722 and encodes 2573 amino acids.
AUGAGGAUCUCGCUGUGUGCACCCUUCCUGUGCCUGCUAUGCGGGCUAGCGAAAUGUCGGAAAGGCCUAAACUUCGAUCAGAUAAUCAAGUACCUGAAGGAGACAAAAAUUAUCGCUGAAAACAUUCCAGACACCUUGGAAGAUGCCAUCCAAUUAGUUCCCCCCUACCUUAUCUAUAAGUACAAAGGGAAGAUCUACUACCUGCACAAUAAUGUGGACAUUACCCCCAUAGAGGAGGAAAAAACGGAGUCUGUUUUUCCCAUGCCAGAGAAUGAGUUAGAACCCAUGAUUCCACUGGAGUGUCACCCGGUAGUACCAGAAGGCGAAAUCCCAGUAUCUCCUCUCCCAGGAGAGAGUCCCCCUUCAGGGGUGGCAGACGACACGAUACAGAUGGUUAUGGACGAAGACACAGGAAUUAUGGUUCCAACAAACACUAACGUGAUUAUCGAAAAGGAGAAAAAAACCACAGAAGAAGCAUUCAGUAUCCCGAAGGAAACACAGUGGAGCAGCGAACAAAAGGAAAAAAACACGAAUGUGUUCUUAUUUGGAAAGGAAAAAAGCACCGUGUACAAAGUGACAGAAAUUGUCCACUAUAAGGAAGAUAAAGAUAUGUGUAAAAACAUCCAGAUGGGUUACGAACGAUUUUACAGUAAAUCUCCAUCGUAUGGUGACGAAUUAGGACAGACAGCAGAUGAUAAGACGCCCAAAGUUGUCCACAAUGUAGACAUGAAAGAUUACUCCUCCUUCUUGACUGCCUUACAUAUACUGUUUAGGAGGGAUGAAGAAAUAGGAGUGCAAAAAAUUUACAAAAUAAAUAACGUCCCCAAGAUGGAUCUGCAGCUAUUCAUUAAGCAGGCUUACAAAACUAUUCACGACACCUUGAAGAACUAUAUCCUUGUCUCCGGGUUCAGCUUCUACGAUUAUAGUUACGAUGUGGGUUCUUUUUCUUUGGAUGUCUUUAUGAAUGACUUUUUUUUCCUCUCCAGUAAUAACCACAAAGACAGGGGUACUUUUAAGAAUGUCACCUCCAGCAUCAAGUACGCAUCUACUGCCAAGGACAAAUUAAGUGUCUACAAAAUAGAGAAAGCGAUUAAGGAUUUUCUAACAGAAUCGAAUCUACGGGUUCUAGAUCUCAAACUAAUUCAUCAUCUUUUUUCCAGAAAUUCCAUCCUGAACUGCACUGAAAAUGACAUAAUCGAUUUCGUGACAAACCUGGUAAACAUCACAGGGGUGGAUAUCUCCCCCCGGAUCGGAGCUACCAUCAUUGCGUAUCUUCUUCAAAAGAUUAACAUAUUCCUAAUGCCUAGUUAUCCCACCAAGACCCGAAAUAGCUACUUCCUCUUGAUGGAGAACAACGAUCUUUUAUUCAUCGUGGAGUCUAUCUAUCGAGACAUCCUGAAACACUUCUACCGUAUGAGCAGCUCACAAGGGGACCUCCCGAAUGCUCAGAAUUUGGACAAAGUGCUAGCCAUGACUCCAUGGGUUGAGAAAAUCUACCCCAAUCUGGGAAGCACCUACGAUUUCUUAAGCAUGAAAUAUGGAGUUGCUCUCUUUUACAACACGUACCACAUGGUAGUGAACUUUUUCCAAGGAGACGCCAAUAUGAAGAAGAUUCUACUUGACCACAAGGAUUCUAAGAAGGUGGACACGCUGGACAAAUUUCUGAACGAAGUUCUGGCGCUCUUCCGCGUGGGUUCGGCCCCAUCGGUGCCGUCCUCAUCUUUCCUAUCCAUGUCCCAAGUGGAGGAGAAGCCCCGCGGGCGCGUCCUCAGCGAGGAGAAGCUAGUCAGCAUCGCAGGAGAUGACGGCAGCGAUGACAGCAGCGAUGACGACGACGAUGACGACGACGUCCCCGAUGACGAGGACGAUGAAGAGUCGAAAGAAGCCAAGGAGGCGGAGGAGGAAGCCACCGCGGAUGAAAACCACGCAGAUAUAUACGCACGGGAAAAAGGCAGAUACAAUGAACUGAGACAGAUCGUCGAAGCGGAACUGAUCAAAGAAAGAAAGGCAUAUGCGAUAAAGAAGAACGAAGAAGAGGCAAGGAGAAAAAAAGCGGAAGCAGACGAAAUCGCAGAGACGGAGAAGAAACACGAAUUGGAGACCCAGCAGUUGGAAGCAGAAGAAGCAAGAACGGAACCAGAGGACGAUGCGAAAUAUGAACAAAAAUAUGAAGAAGAACUUGCAGAAGACAGGGAAUAUGAGAGACGGAAUCGAGAAGCAGCAUUACUAGCCCGCGGCGGAAAACCCUCCAUAUAUCAAAACGACACCCCACAAUCCUUUUACUACACCAGUGCUCUUGGAUUCUUAAAUGAACAAAUAAAAAAUGCCUACGAAAAAGGACUGGAUGAUGCGUUCCGAGAAGUAGCCGAAAUUGAAAGAAAACUGAAGCAAGUGUACAGGAAGUUCGCCCAGAAACAAGCCCCUGAUUAUGCCAAGGUGAAAGACAAAGUAAUGGAAGAGAACGAUAAGCUUUUGGACGACUUAAGCGCCAAAGUGAAGAAUGAAGAAAGUAAAAAAAAAAACAUCCUCGAGUAUAAGGAACACAUUGAUACACAAUUGGACAAAAUGAUGACAAAAAAUGAAGACGGGCUGUAUAACAUGAUCUCAGGAGAUCUUAGGCACAGUUUUAAAAAGUACCAAGAGGACCUCAUGAUCGAAAUGGGGAAAAGAUUCUAUGGAAAAUUUAGAAUCACCCUCGGGGUCAGGAAAAAAACGAUACUGCAAGAAUUUAGAGAGGCCCUCAUGUACGCUGUCCGAGUCAUGCAGGAUCUAGCACCUAGUUACGAUGAGGCAAAAUAUAUCAAGACGUUCAAGGAUAUUUAUACCCACAAAAAGGAAUCUUUCAAAGUAGAGUACAUUAAUGCUAGGAGGAUCAUUUCGAAAAACAUGGACAUAGCUUUUAGGAAGCAUAUCAAACUACACUGGGAGGAGAAAGAUCUGAUAGUUAGGAAGGAGCUUCAAAUCAUUCGCCAACAUGUCCUUAACCGAAUUGAGCAAAUCUACGCAGACCUUUACAAUAAUGUGCACGUCGAUGUCCAAAUCGAUUUGGAGUCCAUCACAAAUGAGAAACUAAAAAUGAAGAAGAGGGUGUUCCAGAUUGUGAGGCAAAAUUUAAAUUACCCAAAUGAUUUGAAACUUCUCGAGGGGAAUUUGGCCCACUACAAGGAUGACGAAACUCCGGACGGGAAAGCGAAGAAAGAGGAGCUUAACGCCCAGAUUGCUAAAAUAAAACAGAGAAUCGAAAAAAAUAAAACGGCUGCCGCUGCACUUAGAACCCAUUUUGAAUCCAUUUCCGAGAGGUACGAAGAGGUACUGAAAAAAAUCGAUGCUAUAGACAGUUUAGAAAAACGAUUCAGGUUCUUCCGCUUCGAAGUCGUCAAAGAGUACAGAGACUGCAGAUACUUCACCGAUACACUGGUGUCCCUUUCGGACAACGACGCAGGGGAGUAUAUCAAAAUAGAGAGUAUCACCAAAGAGCUGAUCAGCGAUAUAGAACAAAUCAAUUACGACAUUCGUGAGAGCAGGUUUCUCCUCCAUGCACUGAAGAGAAAGAAGAAGCACCUCGAAUUGGACGUACAAAUAGGGGACAAGAUCUACAAAAUGGAGCACAACGCAGUUCUCAACGCAAAGAAUGACAAAAAGAGGGCAAAACUGAGAGAGAUACUCACCAACAUACAGAAUGAAGAAGAGAAGUUGGAAAAGCUCUACAUCAAGAGGGACGUCUUCAUGAAGGACCUAAACUUCGUCAUCAGCGAUAGUGAGAAGGAUCCACCAGAAACGGUAAAAUUACUCCUCCCAGAACUUGUUAAAAAGCAGGAGAAAAAAAAUUUAGAGACCUUUAUGAUCGAAAUUAUGAUCGAAACGGAUAUCGAAAAUAAUGCACUCACCAAAUUGAUUGAGACGUUUAAUAAGGAUAUGCUCUUCUACAAAUAUCACAUCAUCAAGACGGAGGACUACUUGAGGUUACCCACUUAUGAGAAGAACCUCGAUGAGAAAUUCUCCGCUCAGAUGGACAGAAACGCAAAGAUGUUUGCAGACAAUUUAGAAAGCUUCCGAAAGGAGUUAAAAACGUAUAGACAGUUGGUGAAGAAGGAAGAGGGGGUGAAGCAGCCAGAUGCGCUGACUUACCUUAAGAGAAACAUCGCCCAUUUGAAGAAUACGAUUCAUGCUCUACGAAACGGAACACCUAUAGAAGACUUCAGUUACAUUUUGAUAAACCCAGAUUUUUUCCAAAGUGGCGGAAUUAAACAUGAAGGUAGAGAAAGCCAACUAGCACAAACGGCACUGGUAAAGAGAUACAAAGAGUUGAACUCUCUAGGGAAGGUUCUCACGGAUACAAAGAACAGAGCAAUACAGUUCAGUGCCCAUUACAAGUAUACCUCCGAUAAAGUCCUAUGGUAUCUAGCCAUCCUGAAAAAGUACAUUGAAAGAUCCGAAAUGGUAUAUAAUAACUCCUACGAUGCGGAGAAGAAGUCCAGACUACAAUUAGAAGAGUUCAUAAAAAAUAGAGCCAGGCUCGCUUUGCAAGAGCCAGUGUUACUCCAGUACGGAGGAGACAUAUGGGGAGGAUCCUGGGGAUUCGCAUGGGGGGAAGCCGCCGACAAACAUAAGUACCUACGUGUCGUGAAGAAAGAACAGACCUUUCCAUACAAGUUGAAAGAAAUUAAGGAUGUCUACCUUGUAGACAAAAUUGUAAAAGAAAAACUCGUCGAAACGGGGAAGCUCGACACGUUCAAGGAUUACAUGCACGUGAAGGUGUAUAACAUCGAGGAGAUUACGGGCCCACCCAUGACGCUGUUCAAUAAGGAGGAACUCCAGCAAUUGAAUCUGUUGACUGCAGAUGGGCACAUCACGAAGGGGAGUCUUAAGAAUUACCUCACCCAUUUGGGCUUUAUGUCAAAUGGGGGAUCAACCAGUGAUGAAGCGCACCUCCCCGCCAUCCUCCAAACAGCCGCCGACUACCUAAAAGCGAGCAACAUCAGUUACGAUGCCAUUCUGGAAGUGCUGAAAUAUCUGCAGGCUACUCCCAACGCGAUUAACGUGCGGGAUAUCAUAACGUUGAGCGAAAAGAUUCUGGACAAUUCGAAUGUCUUCUUCGUGAAGCAGGACACGCUGAGCAUCUACCUUUUAACCUUUUUGGAUCUCCUCGGGGUGCAGGUCAAGAUGGACGACAUACAGAAAAGGGACCGAAAAUCCAGAGUGAUGACCUACCUGAGCAUUUUAAAAAGUUACUAUAAAAAAAUCGAAAUUAAGGACGAAAUGAAGAAACACGUGAUGCGCUUCCUCCAACUGAAUGAUGUGUUCCCCGCGUUGUCCUACGAUGCGAAGCUGCAUGAGUUGCUGCUAGCAGUUCAGCAGAGCUUGGACGGAAACCCCACUUUGUACGAAGCGUUUAAGAAGGAGAACGCCCAAUUCGCAACAGAGUUUCUGAGCGGAGUGAAGAAGGGUCUAGACGAAUUCGUGGAUUAUAUCUUCGCCAAGGUUGCGACAUUCAGUACUUGGAAUUUCACAUCCAAGUACUACCACGUGCAUAAGUACAAACCGGAAGAAACGGAAAACUUAAAAAUGCGGUCCCAUGAUUACGAUAAUGGUGAUUUCGACAACAUGAUGACAUUAUUCUUCUAUUUCGUCAAUCCAGACCUGCGUAACCUGAUGAACGAGUAUCCCAUAAAAGUAAAUUUCUCCUGUCUGGACAAAUUCUCCACCUUCGAUUUUAAGGAGAUCUUUUCCAUCACAAAUGACACUAAGCUGCAUCAGCUGUUCCAUGAGAAAAUGCGACGAUUCAAAUACGGACGUGUCCAAUCGUUAGUAUACAUAUGGAGGUACUUAUUAAAUCGCAAUAAUAAGGAGUUCUUCACUUACGAGAAGGUCCGUUCGGUCGUCGAAAGAUACUUUUCGCACAGCCUAUUUGAUGAUAACACUCGUGCGAUGCUUUCCAAAUUGGCCUACUCCUUCUUAGCGAGAAUAUCCUACCACACAGUGUCCUACUUCGACAUCCAGAUGGAGCCUCUCAUCCAGGAUAGCGAUCUGGAGCUGAUUUCCCUCUUCCAUAACAUUCUAAAUAAGCUGAACUUCCUUUUAUAUUGCACCAACACGAAACCGUAUCUAGAGCGAUACGCCCCGGCGAACCUACUCUCGUAUAGCAGACCGUUCAAGUUAGAUGCAUUGAAGAUUUUCCACCACUUCGUGAAUUCUCUUCCGCAUUACUUACGCUCCCACGUUGUUAACUUCUUCGAGACGGACUUCCCCGAAGUAACGGAAAAGCUUCUGAUCGAUCUGUUUAAUCACUGCAGGUCCUUCCUGAAUGACAACGGGGUCUACUUAGAAUUAGAAAGCGAAAACAAAAUCGAAACUUUCUUCAAAUUGAAUUAUUUCUUCACCAAGAAUAAAAACGUCCGGGAUGGAAAAUACGAGUUGAUGCUCAUUGAAGAACCGGAACUUAAGGAGGCAAAACUUAUCUUCAAUAGGAGAGUCAAAUAUGAUCAUGUUAACAAAAAAAUGAACUACCGUGAGACCCUCGACUUGAAAGAUGUCAUAGACGAGAAAUCAUUUAAAAUGCUACUCCAGAUUCUGAUCAAUGAGCAAUUCUCCUUUGAUGAAGUAAAUGAAAAAUUUAGAAAUUUCAUGAAAAAAAAUAAAUUAGUCUUCCCAAAAUUUUACAUGCUAAAGAAGACGAUUAUCGAGAAGGCAGAUGAUCUGUAUUACCUGAAGUUGUACAAAUAUCUUUACGACACAUUUCAGAAGAUCCAUGUUACGCAGCCGAUUAACGAUUUGUACUUUCUCUUUGUGAAGGUCCUUCUUGAUUAUUCUGUUGCUCCGUUCAAAUUCACCAACGACCACGUGCAACAGCAACUGAAUAUACAGCUUGGACGCAAGUAUCAAAGAUAUAUACACUUCCUGUCGAAGCUCUUCCCUUGCCUCUUUAACUUCUACUACUAUGACGAUACGGUUGACUGCCAAGAUUUUGGAAAUUACAUCAGUGAGGAGGAGUUCUCCCCUGAGCAGAAGAUGCUAAACAUUCUGCAGACCCCGUUCAUUCAGCUGCCACAGACGGUACAGGAUAACCAAAUAAAUUUGGACUACCACAUAAAUGAGGAGAAUCUCUUCGUUGACUUUAUUAAAGAAUUCAUUCCAGAGAGUGAAAAAAUGGAUCAGAAUCAGCUGCGAGUAGAAUCUUUCAAAAUCAGAUACUUCAUCACGGAGAUCUCCAAAUUUGUCAUGCGAAAUGUUAUGUCCAAGAUGCCAUCCUCCUAUCUCUUCCACAUGGGCUACAAAGACUUCUACAUAAACGUCGAUGAUAUAGUGAACAAUCUACAGCCAUUCUUCGAACAAGUUCGCAAAGUGAAAGCACCAUCCGAUGAAGGUAACUCCUCCUACCGUGUCAUCAGUGGAACUAUAGCAAAUUUCAUGGACACCAACAAUGAAGACGCCGCUUCUUUCCGAUUCCAGAAUAUCAAGUAUUACCUUAACAGCCACGUCACGCAACUCUUCCUCGAGAAUAACAUGUCCUUCAAAUACUUCAUCGAUUUCAUCAAAAAUAUUGACAAAUUUAAGACCUACUUCCCGACCCUCUCGGAGCUCUACGUCUUCGUUGACAAGCACGUCAACAUCAUCAACGCGAUUACACACCCGAAUUUUACGGAGCGGGCCACUACCCAGCGCGUCAUCCAGAUUUUCGUCGACACGCUGAAGAACUUCGGUGUCGACCUAUACGAGGUUUAG